This is a messenger RNA of Moneuplotes crassus, 2293 nucleotides long. The record is from the annotation of a GenBank genome assembly. Lineage: Eukaryota; Ciliophora; Spirotrichea; Euplotida; Euplotidae.
UAAUUUAGCCAAUCCUUUGAACCAAUAUUUUUGAAAUAAUAUGGCUGACCCGCCUAGAGCCACUAAAAGAUUUAAGCAGGAUGAUGAGCCUGCUUCCGAGGUAGCUCUUUUCGCUAGAACUGAGCUACUCCAAUACCAAAACAAAGUUUUGGCAAGCCGCUUAGAAAAGCAAAGGAAAGAUAAUGAGGAAAUGAAGAAAUGUAAUGCUAAACUUGAGGGAGCCAAGUCGCAUCUUAUAUCUUCCUCUGCCUUGCUCUACCAGCAACUUUUCAUAGUUAAUGAUAAAUUAAUGUCCCUUCAUAACUGCUACGGUGCUGGGGGUUCCUUGGAGAAUGAUCUCAGAAGAUCCUCUGAGAUUUAUGAUAACUAUUCCCUCUCCAUUUCCACCGACUUUGAUAAAAUUAUUGAGCAGUCAGAGAAUUCUAAAAAUGUAAUAAAGCAAGCUGGGAUAAAAAUUUCAUCUCUCUUGGAAAAGGUAUAUGAAGAAUGCUCAAAAAGCACCGGUGCAGCUGAGUCUGAUCUCCGUGCAGAGCUACAGAGAGCUUCUGAGUACUCCCAGACUCUUCAAACCAAACAAACCGAGCACGAAACUCUAGUGAAUAAUCUCAAAGAGAAAAUUUCUGAAAUGAAAGCUAAAAUUACUGCGGACAGUCACAGAAUAGAGACCCUUGAAGUGAGAGCAGGGAGAAAUCUUCCUUAUAUUAUCUUCGAAAAUAGAGAAUUUGACACUAGUCAAUUCAAGCACGAUUGAAAAUGACACUUCUGUGGCAAGAACAUUAAAGAAAUACAAACCAAAAUAGAUGAAAUCCAGCUACAGAAGGAGAAACUUGAGGCAACCCUUGAAGAAAAUAAGCAUAAUGGAAAGGGACUUCCAAUGAACGAAGCUGAAAUCCAAAUUGAAGCUACCCGAAAAAUCAACAACGCUCUAUUUGAAGUUAUUGUAGACUUACAAAAGCAGGAGUAUAUCCAAGACCAAGAAGUGAUCCAAUCAAGAGCAUUCAAUAGGCUUCUUAGAAAUGGCCAUCAACUAUUACAGGCUUAUGAAGAGCUCCUUGAUAUUAACAAAAAGCUGGGCAACACCAUCACCCAGAAAGAAGAAGAAAAUGCCAAAAAUAUGGAGCAACUUAAGAAAAAUUAUGAAGCCUCCCUUGCUCAACUAAACUCCCAACUGCAGACAAAUGCCAUCCAAAUGAAAGUGGCUCAGAUAGAGAAGAAUAACUUAGAGAAAGAAAUGUAUUCACUCAAAUCCAUGAAUAUCGAAGAAAUCAAGAAAGAUAACCACGACCUCAAAACAGGUAUUGAGAAACUCGAGGAAGAAAGCAAGAAAGUUAAGGAUCAACUACAAGAAGCCCUGAAGGAAAAGAAGUCUCUCUCUGAGAAGACCCAAGCUCUGCGACUUGAGUAUGAUAAUUACUUGAACACUACCAUGAAAGAUAAGGAAGGCCAAAACCAGGAAAUAAUUGAAGCCCAGAGCAAGCAGAUUAAGGAUCUUACUGAAGAGCUUGCUAGUUCUCAGGCACAAGUUACCGAAACUUAUGUAGAACUUGAGGGUAUCUUCAACGUGAACCAGGAUCUUGAGAAGAAGAACAAACUCCUUGAGUCAAGAAUUGAAGCCUCUAACAAGUUGGUUGAGAAAUCUAGACAACAAAAUUUUAAACAAUCACUUGAAAAUAGCAAAUACCAGGAGGAAGUUAGACACAAAGAUAAGAUGAUUGAGAGCAUGGAAGAGAAGACUUCUGCUCUCUCCCAAAAACUCGAGCAAAAAUCUGAAGAAAUAUCCACUCUAAAUAAUAUCAACCAAACUUGCAAAGAAAGGGAGAACAUUCAAGAAGAAGCUAAAAAACUGUUGGAGGCUGAACUGAGUGAUCUUAAGAAGAAAAAUUUUGAACAAAAGCAGCAAAUUGAAGAAUUCGAAAAAUUAUUUCAAAAAACCUUCUCAAGUCUUUCCAACAGAAUGUCAAAAAUAGCUGUGAACUACCUGAAGACUGGGAGCAUACAAGACACUGGGGAUGCUGAUCUCGCUCCUGGGUCUAUAGGAGAGAUGGAUGAGAUAGAUCUAAUCAAGUACGAGUACAAAAGGUACAAAGAUAUGGUAAAAUGCCCAACCUGAGAUAAUCACAAAAAUACUAAGCUAAAGUGUACCCAUACCUACUGACGCGAAUGCGUUGAUGAAAACAUAGCAAACAGAAACAGAAAAUGCCCUAAGUGUAGAGUCAAGUUCAGUACCGGAGACAUAAUAGAGUUCAGUUUGGAAUAACAAUGUUUGCUAUAAUUAUUCUAUAAUUUUAUUAUC